Molecule: messenger RNA, 4880 nt
Organism: Salmo salar (Atlantic salmon)
Lineage: Eukaryota; Metazoa; Chordata; Actinopteri; Salmoniformes; Salmonidae
Source: RefSeq, a predicted model, not a curated record
ACAUUUAUAAAGAAGUAGAGGCAGAACUGGACACUGUCGGUCGAAGAAAAAUGUUUCUGAGCUGAGUGAGCUGUGACAUAUCUAAUACGAGUCUCUCUGGGGAGAGAGAUGAGGAGACCACUGCCUCUAAAAUGAGUCUCUCUGGGGAGAGAGAGGAGGAGACCACUGCCUCUAAAACGAGUCUCUCUGGGGAGAGAGAGGAGGAGACCACUGCCUCUAAAAUGAGUCUCUCUGGGGAGAGAGAGGAAGAGACCACUGCCUCUAAAAUGACUCAAGACACCAGUUCUAAGAGUGUCCAGAAGCCCAGAGCAGAGUCCCCUACAACCAGCCUGCUAUCAAUGACGAGUGAUCAGCCACCUGCUUUCAGCCAGGAACCAUUACCAGAUGACAAUAAGGAAGUGGAGAGUUUGGACAGUGAGGAUGCAUUAAAGAUCACACACAACCUUCUGGACAGAAGAAGUCAAACUCUGCUGACAGUCCAACAAGACAUUAAGGCUAAACUGAAACACAAGUAUCAACACAUAUCUGAAGGAAUUGGACACCAUGGAAACCAAAGUCUGUUCAAGGACAUCUACACAGAGCUCUACAUCACAGAGGGUGGAAGUGGAGGACUCAAUAAUGAACAUGAGGUUAGACAGAUAGAGAUGGCAUCCAAGAAACAAACCACACAAGAGACGCCAAUCAAAUGCAACGACAUCUUCAAGCCUUUACCUGAACAAGACAAACCUAUCAGAACUGUGCUGACAAAAGGAAUCGCUGGCAUUGGAAAAACAGUCUCUGUGCAGAAGGUCAUCCUUGACUGGGCAGAGGGAAAAGCAAAUCAGGACGUUCAUUUCAUGUUUCCUCUUCCUUUCCGUGUUUUGAACCUGAAAAAGGACCAAUACAGUCUGAUGCAACUUCUUUCCCACUACUUCCCAGAGCUGAAAGAGAUUGACAGCAUUGAAGAUGGUGAAACCAAAACUGUUUUCAUUUUUGAUGGUCUGGAUGAGUGUCGACUUCCUAUAGACUUUAAAAACAAUGAGAAGUGCUGUGAUGUCACACAGCCAACCUCAGUGGACGUGCUGCUGACAAACCUCAUCGAGGGGAAUCUGCUUCCCUCUGCUCUCGUCUGGAUAACCUCACGGCCUGCAGCAGCCAAUCAGAUCCCUCCUGAGUGUGUUGACCAGGGGACAGAGGUACGAGGGUUCAAUGAUCCACAGAAGGACGAGUACUUCAGGAAGAAAAUCACAGAUCAGAAUCUGGCCAAUGAAAUCAUCAAACACAUGAAGACAUCAAGGAGCCUCCACAUCAUGUGCCACAUGCCAGUCUUCUGUUGGAUAUCAGCCACUGUCCUUGAGAUGAUACUGAAAGAGGCAGAGAAGGAUGAAGUCCCCAAAACUCUGACCCAGAUGUACUCACACUUCAUACUCAUCCAAAUCAUUGUGAAGAACAGGAAGUACAACAAAGCCACAGAGACAAACCCAAAGGAACUGUCUCAGUCAGACAAAGAGAUGAUCCUGAAACUGGCAAAGCUGGCUUUCCAACAGCUACAGAAGGGCAACCUGAUCUUCUAUGACGAUGACCUGAGAGAGUGUGGCCUUGAUGUCACAGAGGCAUCAGUGUACUCAGCAUUGUGUACAGAGAUCUUUAAAGAAGAAUCUGGGCUGUACCAAGAGAAGGUCUACAGCUUUGUGCAUCUGAGCAUUCAGGAGUUUCUAGCAGCAGUGCAUGCUUUAGAAUCAUGUCUGGACAAGAAGGAAAAUGUUUUCUCCCCCAAAGCAGUCACUAGUGAUGAUGAGCAGGACGAGGAGGAGGAGAACAAGGAUGAUGAUGAGGAGGAGGAGGAGAUUGAUGAUAAGCAGGACGAGGAGGAGGAGAACAAUGACGAAGAUGAGGAUGAUGAUGACGGCAAUGAUGAAGAGGAGUCAUUCCAGUUGUCUGACUUACACAAGAGAGCAGUGGACCAGGCCUUGAAAAGUAAGAAUGGACACCUGGACCUGUUCCUCCGCUUCCUUCUGGGUCUCUCACUGGAGUCCAAUCAGAAACUGUUACGAGGCCUUCUGACACAGACAGGAAGUACAACACAGAGCAAUGAGGAAACAGUUGAGAGAACAGUCAGGUACCUUUCAUACAAGAUCAACCAUGAAUCCUCACCAGAAAGGAUCAUCAACUUGUUCCACUGUCUGAAUGAACUUGGUGCCAACUCUCUAGUUGAAGACAUGCAGACCUCCCUGCGAUCAGGAACUCUUUCAAAAACAAGACUAGAACCUGACCAAUGUUCAGCCCUGGCCUACCUGUUACUGAUGUCAGAGGAGGUGCUGGAGGAGUUUGACCUGAAGACAUACAACACAUCAGAGGAAGGUUAUCAGAGGUUGCUGCCGGUAGUGAAAACCUGCAAGAGAGCACUACUGGCUGGCUGUAAACUCACAUAUGAAUCCUGUGAGACUCUGGCCUCAGCUCUGCAGACACCAAACUCCCCCCUGAGAGAACUGGACCUCAGCUACAAUGACCUGGGAGACAGAGGAGUGAAGCUGCUCUGUGUUGGACUAACCAGUCCACUCUGCAACAUACAGACACUAGUUCUAGGUCAGUGUGGUCUGACAGAGGGUUGCUGUUCACAUCUGGCCUCAGUCCUGAGUUCACCCAACUCACAACUGAAACAACUGGAGCUGAGAGACAAUGACCUGCAGGACUCAGGAGUUACACUGCUGUCGGCUGGACUGGAGGAUCCAGACUGUAAACUACACACACUGGGGCUGUCUGGCUGUCUGGUCACAGAGGAGGGCUGUGCUGCUCUGUCUUCAGCUCUGAGGUCAUACCCCUCCCACCUGAAAGAGCUGGACCUGAGCUACAAUCACCCAGGAGACUCUGCAGGGGGACUGCUUUCAGCUGCUCUGGUGGAUCCCACAUAUAAACUGAUGAAGCUGAAUGUGGAUCAUGGUGGAGAGUGCAGGCUGAAAUCAGGGCUGAGGAAAUAUGCCUGUCAUCUCACCCUGGACCCAAAUACAGUAAACCCACUCCUGGUACUGUCUGAGGGGAACAGGAAGGUGACAUGUGUGGAAGAGAUGCAGCAUUAUGAAGACCAUCCAGACAGAUUUGACUGUAGUCCCCAAGUUCUCUGCAGAGAAGGCUUAACUGGAUGUCGUUAUUACUGGGAGGUGGAGAGGGAUGGUGAAUGGGCUUACAUUGGUGUGGUGUACAAAGGAAUGAACAGGAAGGGAGGGGUGCUUGACAGUGGUAUUGGAACCAAUAGGAAGUCCUGGUGUUUAAUCUGCUUUGAUGGCUUCUACUCAUUUAACCAUGCUGGAGUCAGUAGGAGAUCCAUCUCUGAUCCUCAUUCUAACAGAGUUGGAGUGUAUCUGGACUGGCCAGCUGGUACUUUGUCCUUCUAUAGUAUGUCCUCCUCUGGUACACUGACACACCUUUACACAUUCUACUCCACAUUCACUGAACCCCUCUAUCCUGGGUUUGGGGUUUGCUCCUCCUCCUCCUCAGUGACCCUGUGUCAGAUAGAUGACCAACACAUUCAGAGAGACCAUGGUGGAGAGAGUUGGAUCAAGCCUGGACCUGGGAAAUGGAUUCCUCAGAGCUGUAAGACUUGUGACCAUGUUGAGGACUCCACACACUGGCUUCAGAUUGAACCCUUGACUUCCACUGUCCAGGGAGUUACAAUGUUCAGACACAGGACACCCAAAGGGAGUUAUGAGUGCACAGUGUCUGGGCUCCGCUGGCUGUGUGAGAGAGAUGUCAUUCUGAAGUAUCACUUCAGGAACUGGGAACCCUACAGUCACCUUCUGAAAGACAUGCAGUACACACAAGGUGGUCCAUUGCUGGACAUCACUAUGGAGUUAGGUGAACUGGAGGAAGUUCAUGUGCCACACUGUGUCUGUUUAGGGACCAACCCUUCCCUGAGGAAUGAGAUGAAGAUUCUUCAUGUAGAGGAACAUGGAGUGUCUUUAGAGGAAGUGCAUGAGGUCACCAGAUUCCAUGCUAAGAUUCUCCAUCCCAAGUUCUCAGCUAUCUCUGUUAUACUGAGAUAUAUAUUUUCUUGGAACGUAGAUGUCCACUGUGAGCUGAUGCUCUAUCUGACAGUGAAAAAGGAAACACUAAUUCCACGCCUAUACCUGUUCCCCAGUAACCCCGGCCAAAUGCAGGCUGUGGAAGAACAGGAAUCAAAGUUUCAAGGGUCUAAAAGGAUUCCCAUCACAAGACCAGAGCAGUCCUUAGAACUGAAUAGUUCCUUCAGACUGAACAUUCCCUGUUCUACCUCCAUCUUUCCACCGAGGAUUCAUCUCAUACAUAGAGACACCACACCAAGCUUUUUCAAGGUGGUUAUGAAAAUUUCAGGGAUUGAGAUGGAGUUAAUCGGUGAUGAUGAGAGGACAGUAUGGAAAGAAAUUGUACCAACAGAUGAAUACAUCUCUGACACCCAUUCAACUAGUGCUGUGUUGGGGGCAGGAGGUCCGGCUGAGAGCAGUCUGACUGGUUCUGCAGAGCAGCAGCUGCGUUCUGUACGGACAGAGUUUGUGAAACGAGUGUCAAGACCUGUCCUGAAUGAACUGCUGGACGGACUCCUGCAACACACAGUCAUCAACCAGGAGGAAAUGGAGUCAGUGAAGGUGAUAGCUGAAAGGGCAGAGAAAGCACGUGACAUCAUCGACAUGGUGUUGAGAAAAGGAACUGAGUCAAGUUCCAGGAUGAUCAACCUUCUUGGGGAGCUGGACCAAUGUCUUUGUUCACUGCUUCAGAUCAACAGUGUUGGGCUACCAACCUAAUGGUAGAAUGGAUAGUAACGGUGUUGGGGUACCAACCUAAUGGUAGAAUGGAUAGUAACAGUGUUGGGUUACCAACCUAAUGGUAGAAUGGAUAGUAACAGUGUUGGGCUACCAACCUAAUGGUAG